AAAACCACCCAGGCUGAGGAUUACAGACCAAUUUUCCCCCUGUCCGAGUUUCGGAGCGUGCUCCUGAGUUCCUGCAGCCUUAUCGAGUUUGUAGGCAGAAAGUCGGGUCUAGGAGGGGAAGAGCAGCGCGGUGCCGACGAGAAGCUCAGCGCCCUGGAAUGUCGACUUAGGGCAGGGGCUUUAGCUUAGCUGGUGCUAAUUGCAGGUUUCAGUGGUCAAAAACUCGGGGGGGGAGGGAGGGUGGAGUAGGAAAAAAGCAAACAUCCAAGAGAGGGGGUUAAGGCUUGGGAGAGCUGUUGUGAGGAGUUGCUCAACUCUCCUUCAGCAGCGCGGUAGAGAGGAAAAUGCAUUAGGUUGCUGCCCCGAAACGCUGCCGCGGCUGCGAAUGGUGCUGGGCGCUGAGCUGGGCUCCAGGCUUUACCAGGCUGUGAAUGAGCUUGACACCAUGACCGCUGAGGACUCCACUGCAAGGAUGAGCAAUGAGUCCUCCAACGUGGCUACUACGAAAGUCCCAGAAGGUGUUGCUGGUGCCCCCAAUGAGGCUGCUUUGCUGGCUCUCAUGGCACGCACUGGAUAUAGCAUGAUCCAGGAGAAUGGGCAACGCAAGUAUGGCGGCCCUCCUCCUGGCUGGGAGGGUCUACACCCUCCUCGUGGCUGUGAGGUUUUUGUGGGCAAAAUCCCCCGUGAUGUCUAUGAAGAUGAACUCGUCCCUGUGUUCGAGUCUGUUGGCCGCAUCUAUGAAAUGCGCCUGAUGAUGGACUUUGAUGGGAAGAACCGUGGGUAUGCCUUCGUGAUGUACACACAGAAGCAUGAGGCAAAGCGUGCUGUCAGGGAGCUGAACAACUAUGAGAUCCGCCCUGGCAGGCUGCUGGGGGUGUGCUGCAGUGUGGAUAACUGCCGGCUCUUCAUCGGAGGCAUUCCCAAAAUGAAAAAGAGAGAGGAGAUCCUGGAAGAGAUCGCUAAGGUGACAGAAGGCGUGCUGGAUGUCAUCGUGUAUGCCAGCGCCGCAGACAAGAUGAAGAACAGAGGCUUUGCCUUUGUGGAGUAUGAGAGCCAUCGAGCAGCAGCAAUGGCCAGGAGGAAACUCAUGCCAGGAAGAAUCCAGCUGUGGGGACACCAAAUUGCUGUUGACUGGGCAGAACCAGAGAUAGAUGUGGAUGAAGACGUCAUGGAAACUGUUAAAAUCCUCUAUGUGAGGAAUUUAAUGAUUGAGACCACAGAGGACACCAUUAAAAAGGUCUUCGGGCAGUUUAACCCUGGCUGUGUAGAGCGAGUGAAAAAAAUACGUGAUUAUGCCUUUGUGCACUUUACAACCAGGGAAGAUGCCAUUCAUGCCAUGAACAACCUUAAUGGUGUUGAACUGGAAGGCUCGUGUCUGGAGGUUACCUUGGCCAAACCAGUAGACAAGGAACAAUACACUCGGUACCAGAAAGCAGCAAAAGGAGGGGCCGCAGCAACGCCUGAAGUAACUCAGCAACCUAAUUAUGUUUACUCUUGUGAUCCAUACACACUAGCAUAUUAUGGAUAUCCGUACAAUGCUUUGAUUGGGCCCAACAGAGAUUACUUUGUGAAAGCAGGCACUAUACGAGGCAGAGGGCGAGGUGCAGCUGGGAACAGAGCCCCAGGCCCCAGGGGCUCCUACCUGGGGGGAUACUCCGCUGGCCGUGGCAUCUACAGCAGGUACCAUGAAGGCAAAGGAAAACAGCAAGAGAAAGGGUACGAGCUGGCGCCCAGCUUGGAGUUACCUGCAGUCAAUCCGGUGGCCAUCAAGCCUGGUGCAGUGGCCAUUCCUGCCAUUGGUGCCCAGUACUCCAUGUUUCAGGCUGCGCCACCAGCCAAGAUGAUGGAAGAUGGCAAAAUCCACACUGUCGAGCACAUCAUCAACCCUAUAGCUGUCCAGCAGGACCCAGCUAGUGCAGCAGCCGCAGCAGCCGCCGCAGCAGCAGCUGUAAUACCCGCUGUCUCAACACCUCCCCCUUUCCAGGGCCGCCCCAUCACACCGGUGUACACCAUGGCUCCCAAUGUACAGCGGAUCCCCGCUGCUGGGAUUUAUGGGACAAGUUACGUGCCAUUUGCAGCACCUGCUGCAGCAACAGCAACGAUAGCCACGCUACAGAAGAAUGCUGCUGCUGCCGCUGCCGCCGCUGCCUAUGGUGGGUACGCUGGAUACCUCCCCCCAGCAUUCCCAGCUGCAACCAUUCAGGUCCCCAUCCACGACGUCUACCAGACGUACUGAGACUGACAGCAGAGGAGGGUGGUGGAGAAAUACACACUGAAGGAACACUUUACUAUUUAUGAAGAAAGAACCUUCUGCGAAAGAGGAAACAUUUGGGCUUGGUGAAACUGAUGCAGAAAGUGAAGAAUGUCAUAGAAAAAUGUGUUUGGAAUGUUUUCUACGCUUGAAGUUUUCACUAACUUUUUUAGGCUAUUUUUAAAGUUUAACACGCUGGUAUUCAUACAUUUCUAAAGGACCUCAAUGCAUUCAGCCCGCCGCUGAUGUGCAUUUAGAAGCAUCGUAGUGGGGUUGCAUAGGGUCUUUUAUUAUUUUUUUUAGCAGUUAUAUUUUCAAUAUAUUUGUGGUAUGAAGGUUAUUUUUUAGUAACUUCUGCACUCCAGAGAUGUCUAUUUUGUAGUGCCUUUAAUAAUAUAUCAGCUAUAUAUUAAAAAGCACACCUGAGCAGCUAGGGAAAGUUUUAACAAUAUAUUUUGAAGAAUAUAUUCAAUAUUUAAAGAAUAUGUACCUUAGAUUUUUUUUUUAAAGAAAAAACAACAAGUGUCUUAUUUAAAAAGUUAUACUGGAAAGUGCAAUUUGAAAAAUGUGCAAGACCUCUGCAUUUUUGUGCUGGCAUUAACACAACCUGCUCACUCUUAUUUCAAAUCAGAAGUAACUAAUAUUGCCCAUUUGGGCGAAAGAGGUAAAAAAAAAGCUUCCUCAUGCAAACAUCUUCACAGUGUGAUCUGCAGGCUUGUGCUAAGUAAAGGAAAGGCUCUGAACUUUCCUUAACAACUGGAUUUUCUAUUUAUUGAAGCUACUUGUGAUUGGCGCACAUGCAAAAACAAGUAGCCGCUAUUUCACGUGAGGUGUCUUGACUUAGGUCUUCAUCCAGUAUAAAGCUUAGGCUGUCUUUCAAUGCUUUAUUUUAUUCUUUGAAGUAUAUGUUGUAGUGACUGAGAAUGUAUGCUGCUGUUGCCGAGAGGAUGCGCAGCGUUACUUGCCCAUCGCUCCAUUGUGUUCUGUGAGAAAUUCCAGAGGUACUAGGGGUGGUAGUGAUACUGGAAUUAGUGAAACAGGGCUAGCCUCCCUCCCAGCCUCCCUUCCAUGCUAUAUUCCUCUUCACAACUGGAGCUGUACCUGCACAUCAGGGGUGGGAGCAAUUAGACCUGAUGAUUUCAAAACAUAGAGCUUGUAAAUAUCUUUUAAUAUACAUUUUUAAAGUCAUUUUAUGUUGCAAAUAUACAUGUUAUGUGGUUUGCUACAAAACAAAAACCUAUUGCAAUGUUAUAAAAAAGUUUGGUUUAUUAAGAAGUAAAUAUAUUAUUGCAGUGUUCUGUGGCCUGUUUAAAGGCUUUUAUUUAGUAGUGCAGUGAACGUAAAAUACAGUAAAAUGGUAAAGAAGUAUCUUGCCCGUUUUAUGAAGUGCAUCAGCCUGCAGACACAGCUGCGGUGACACGAGGUGUGAAGCAGGGAGUGAGUAAACAAUGUUCCUUUACUUUUUGUGGUGUAAGUACCAACUCAAGGGGGUUUGUAUUUGGGUAUAUUUUGACAACUGAACCACUUCCAGACCACGUCCAGCUCAGUUAAGUGACCUUUUAAUACACUUUUCUUCCUUGCCUCAAAAUGGAGUGGUUGUUUUUUAGGUGCUCUUGCUCAGCCAAGCUGAGUUCUCCUCAAUCCCGUUGACCCAUUAGCAAAAGCACUGUGAGGUUAACCAUUAGGUUGGACUCUGCCCCUCCACACCCCUUCCCAGGAGAAUUUAUUGUCUAUCCUUGUGCUUCUGAAAGCACACCCAUACCUUAGCCCUGAGGCCCUGCCUCGUAGUAGGGCAAGAGGAGGUGAUUUGGGUAAAGCCCCAAGGGGGAAACCUCCAAAAGGGAGGCUGGUUCUGCCUCCUCUGCCCCUCUGGCUAAAGCCAUAGGGCCAUGGGAUCUGUACAAACACCCAAUGGGUUGGGAAAAGGCAAUCUAGUGGUUUGGGUCUCCGCCAGCCCCUUUCCAGCCCCAUGCUACUGCUGACCCAGAGAGGAGGGAUGAAGGGUGAUGGCUUCCUUCCCAGUCAUCCAACUUCCUGCUGGCAGGAUGAGGAACCUGCUGCUUGCAGAGGUGUCAGGGAGAGAAAAUAGCCAACAAGGGCAAACCCUGAGGUAUCCCAUGCCACAAGGUGCUGCCUGUGCCAAGGCAGAAGCAGGCAGGGGCCAGGAGCACAGGCAGACAGGUCACACUGAACCUCCCACCUGUGCCUGUCUUUUGCUUCUAAACCAUUUCAUGUACAUUACUACUGAGGUAAGUCUGGUAACUUGAAAUGUGAACAUCUUUAGGUUAAGAACAAACUAUUCAAAAGAAAAAAAAACAUAAAAAUAUAAAACAAAACUAGUGUGCCUUAUUCUCAAAAGAGCUGAUAUUUUAGGUGUUUUAUUGUAUCUCUGUUCUCUGUACUGUCGGAAACCUCUGAGUUUAUUUAGUUCUUGCUCCA
This is a messenger RNA of Melopsittacus undulatus (budgerigar), 4690 nucleotides long. It is a transcript of the gene RBM47, whose product is annotated as RNA binding motif protein 47. Gene Ontology annotation, molecular function: mRNA binding. The record is from RefSeq and is a predicted model, not a curated record. NCBI's taxonomy places the organism in Eukaryota, Metazoa, Chordata, Aves, Psittaciformes, Psittaculidae. The transcript has 5 exons. Gene Ontology annotation, cellular component: nucleus. Bases 386 to 2236 code for a protein of 616 amino acids.